Molecule: messenger RNA, 951 nt
Organism: Jatropha curcas
Lineage: Eukaryota; Viridiplantae; Streptophyta; Magnoliopsida; Malpighiales; Euphorbiaceae
Gene: JHL06P13.16
Product: glyoxylase I 4
Source: RefSeq, a predicted model, not a curated record
CUACUUUCUUGCGUUUUCAUUUCACUUUGUGGUUCCGUAACUUUCUCAAAUUCUAUUUCUUGAAUUUCUCUUCAAUUUCUUUCGUUUAUUUUCUCAUUAUCUGUUUGAUUCUUUAUUGCCCAUUCUUUUUUCCAAGAAAAUUUUGUUUUCUGGUGGUAUUUGGUUUCUGUUUUCUUGAAAUCCUGACAAUUUUCUCGGAAAAUGAAGGAAACUACGGGAAACCCUCUCCAUCUCAAGUCGUUGAAUCACAUCUCGCAUUUGUGCAAAUCAGUUGAGCAAUCGGUUGAUUUCUAUGAAAAUGUUCUUGGAUUCGUGCCAAUAAGGAGGCCCGGAUCCUUUGACUUUGAUGGAGCUUGGUUGUAUGGUUAUGGAAUUGGAAUUCAUCUAUUGCAAUCAGAAGAUCCAGACAACAUGCCCAAGAAAACUGAAAUUAACCCAAAGGACAAUCAUAUCUCUUUCCAGUGUGAGAGCAUGGGAGCAGUGGAGAAGAAGCUGAAAGAAAUGGGAAUAAAGCAUGUGAGAGCUAUGGUGGAAGAAGGUGGAAUCCAUGUAGAUCAACUAUUUUUCCAUGACCCAGAUGGGUUCAUGAUCGAGAUAUGCAAUUGUGAUAGUUUGCCAGUGAUUCCUUUAGCUGGAGAGGUAGCAAGAUCCUGUUCUCGUGUCAAUCUACAGAUGAUACAGCACAAUCAGCAGCAGAUCAAGCAAGUGGUUCAACAGUAGUUGGAGCAUUUUCAUUUUGGUUCCCAAUCAAUAAAAUUAAUAGAGGUCAGGUCAGGUGGUGGUGGGGUAUUAUAAUAUAUGUAUCUGUGUUUUCUUUUGUUGUACUUUGUCUUUAUUUUCUUUUUGUUGUCUUUGUUUUCUUGAUCAGGCUGGUCAGCUAGUUGUUGUAGUAGCAAUAAGACAGAUGCAAAAUGUGAUGCAAUGAGAAUUGUGAUGAUCAUUUUGUUUUCU